Molecule: messenger RNA, 822 nt
Organism: Staurois parvus
Lineage: Eukaryota; Metazoa; Chordata; Amphibia; Anura; Ranidae
Source: the annotation of a GenBank genome assembly
AUGGGCAUUCUCUUGCAGCUCGUGUCCGCAGACAACUCCCUAGCAGAAGCUACAGCAUCAUCUAUCCUAGUAAACCACUUACAGCAACAAAUAUCUAUCCUUCAUAAUGACAUUGAUCGCAUUCAAACCAAUGAGCAGGCACUUUCCAAAAGGAUGCAGAAUGUCAACAUUAAGUUCCAAAAUGUCACAGAUACAUGGAAGAGAAACCUGGAUGAAAUGAACCUGGAGACUAACUCGGUAAAGUCUGACACCAAGUCUUUCCAUCAGCAGAUGACUUCAAAGAUUAACUCGGCUGACCAAACCCUAAAAGUGCUUUCUGAGAAGCUUAAAGAGUUUGAAGAGAGUACACCAAGGAAUUUUAGAACUGUAAAAAGACAAGAGGAUGAAGAUCUUCAACGUAUCACUGAUGUUUUGGACUACGAUGCCAAGGCUAUUGAGGAUCUGAUAAAACAUCAGAAUGAGUUGGACAACAUGAACCAAGAAGUUCAGAAAAACAUAGUCCAGUUUGAGCCAAAACUGGUAGAGUGCAUUGACAGUUUGCCAGUUAUUGACAACGCUGUGCGGACUCUACUCAAGGUUUCCAACGAGAUGCUUGACUUUGACAAAAGGAUUAACGAGUUGACCGUACAGGUGUUUAAUACCGAGGAUACUUUGUUGAAAAUAAUCUCAGAGACUUUAGAGAUCCAGCAUGUUCUAGAGAGUAUGCAGUAUGACAACAGUAUCCUAAAACUGCAAAAUGAAAUCUCAGUCUUGAAAGAGAGGACAGAAACUUUAUCUUCAACGAAUAAAGAGUCCGUGCCGGAGAAACAAUCAAGUGACUGA